Messenger RNA from Saccoglossus kowalevskii, 1449 nucleotides. Its product is annotated as arylsulfatase B-like. Gene Ontology annotation, molecular function: sulfuric ester hydrolase activity. NCBI's taxonomy places the organism in Eukaryota, Metazoa, Hemichordata, Enteropneusta, Harrimaniidae. The record is from RefSeq and is a predicted model, not a curated record.
AUGGUCAUGGAAUCAACACCGAAAAGUGUACCCGAGGCUACGUCAGCGGGAAGUUGGAACAUGAAGGGUGACACAAGAGCUUCACACAAGAUUCGAAACUACGGCAUAUUAUUGGUCACUUUGAUAGUUCUUAGCAUACUGAUCGCAAUAUUAGUAAUAUACGUCAAUGCUCUAAGCGCAUUAGGGUACAAACAACCGCACAUAGUUUUGCUACUACCAGAUGACCUUGGAUGGAAUGACGUAGGAUGGAACAACCCAGAUCUCAAGAUGCCGAUUCUCAAUCAACUCGCCGCCGAUGGCGUUAUAUUCAAUCAGACAUAUGUUCAGCCUUCAUGUACACCAUCAAGAAGUUCACUUAUGACGGGAUUAUAUCCGUUUAAAACCGGAAAUCAGCAUCGAAUGCUGUUCGGCCUUGAGCGUAGUGGGCUUCCAUUAGAGUUUAAGUUAUUACCACAAAGUCUUAAAGAUGUUGGAUAUCUAACGCAUGCUCUCGGGAAGUGGCAUUUAGGAUUUUGUAAGAAGGAGUAUCUACCAACAAGCCGUGGCUUUGAUUCGCAUUAUGGUCAACUUGGAGGUGGAGCCUCACAUUGGACUAAAGAGACAAGCAUGUUUGCACAAGGAUAUGAUUUCCGUGACAACAGCGGAGUUGUACAAAAAAGUGACACCUAUCUCACAUUCAUGCUUGCUGAAAGAGCAGCAGAGAUAAUAAUGGGACAUUUCAAGGAAUAUCCAUUAUAUCUGCAGUUUAAUUUGGAUACGCCUGCAAAGAGUCUUGAGGUUCCACCUGAGUAUGAAGCGUUGUAUUCUGAUAUUGCAGAUAACCGAACAAGGAAAUUUUAUGGUAAGUUGUCUGUCAUGGAUGAUGCAGUUGGUACUGUGGUGGAGGCGUUGAAGACAAGAGGAAUGUGGGACGAUACGUUAUUGAUAUUCAUGAGUGACAAUGGAGCAUUAGCAACGCAGUCGGGGUCCAAUUGGCCAUUACGGGGAAUUGCUGCUACGUUGUUUGAAGGCGCUACUCGCGUACCAGCAUUUAUUCAUGGGAAACCUGGAAUUGACGGCAUAGAUAUGUGGGAGACAUUCUCCAUGGGUAAACCAUCGCCAAGAAAAGAAUUCGUCUAUAAUAUUGAUGAUUUUGAGCCUUCCCCCGGUGCUGCUAUCAGUCCAGUUUCAGACUGUAACAUCUAUGUGUUGUCAUUAGCAAUGAACAUUAACAAUCGAGCCAGAAUUCUAUUCAUCAAAAACAAGAAAUUCCUUAGUAGCCUUGCUUCUAGACUGUAUGAUCCCGAGGAAAGAAACAACACCGCCGAUCUUUAUCCAGAGAUAGUACAAGCAUUACGUACACGGUUGGAUGAAUACCGUGAGGAUUUAGUCCCGCCGAUAGACGAUACACCUGACCUAGCUGGUCUUCCGUCGAACUUUGACGGUGUAUGGUCACCUGGAUGGUGCUAA